UUUUUGGCUCUGCCACUUUGGUUGCGGCGACACUCCGGAACGAUUUCCGAUUUCCAGGAAGCCUACUUUCGGGAGUUUCGUAUCGGAGAAAAGUUUUCUUUUUUUUUUUUCAAGCUAGAAGAAAGAAAAAUGUUCCACACCACUGCCCGUGUCCGUGUGUGAGAGUGUGGUUGUGUGUGGCUGUGCAGUGUGGUGCACACGCCUUGCUCGAGUCAAGUGAACGCUAAAACAUUCGAAGGAUAUCGCAUCGAACAGCGAAAGAAGAACUCUCCAACUCGUCGAGUGCUCGCCUCGUCACAGGCAAAAGCUGCUGAAUAAAGCCAUUUUCCCAUCCCUUGCUCGAGAGGAAAAACAAAGAAAAACAAAGUGCACACAACAACAACAACAAAAAAAAAAGAAGUGAGAAGGCCAUAUCCUGCGUGGUGAUGAGCUCGGAUGGUGCAGAAACUGGUGCUAGUGGUGCUGGUGGCGAUGGUGGUGUGACGAAAAAUAAUAAUCUCAGCCAUCAACUUGGUGGGGGAUAGAAUCAGUGCAAGGCCUGCUGAGGAAGAAAUUGUGGUGUGUCGUCCGACAGACGUCAAUUCGGUGGACGCUCGCUGUGUGAAAAUUGCCACCCCAUCCUUGCCGUCAUCGUAUUUAUAGUUCGCUCCUCGUGGUGACGACCCUGUCCGUGUGAGUGUGUGUGAGUGACUAAAAGGAAAAAUGUGCGCCGCUGCAGAAAGUCGCCUGCUAAAUGAAAACAGAACUGACUUGGAGGUACCGCGGAAGUAACAGUUAAUAGCGGAACCAAAACACAAGGACAUUUCCUCGAACAAAGAGAGAGAGGAGAAAGAAGAAAAAAGCAGAGUCGAGAUCUGAGGAGUAGAUUAAAAUAAACCACAUAAACAAAACGGGAAAAGUUUCGCUUUGCUUCGGGAGGAAAGCGAGUAGCGGAAGGCGGCCAAAAUUAAUCUCCAAAUGCACAGAAAAGAUUCAGUCGUGGCUGCGCGUUUCUGCGACGGUGGCCAUCGCUGCCACCCACCGAAGGAAUGCUGCGCCCAGGGCUGCUGCUACCUGUAUGCCCCUCCGAGCGCCCCCCGGACACCGACCCCGGCGACGGACCACGUACUGAAUCUGUUCCUGUUCAACCAUUGGUACUUUUGGUGCUUCAUACUGGCCAUCGUGCUGGCCCUGCUCUGUGCCUGUUCCCUGUGGAAGAAACGCCGCCAGCUGUGCGGCUGGGGCUCCCCGGGGCACCAUUCCCAGUCGGAGGGUGACUCGGCCGGGUCGUGCUACGCCCCACCCCAGUACAGUCGGUGCAAUUCGUUCCACAUUCACGCACCGCCACCGUACACGGAGGUAACCUCAAAGCCGGACCUAUACCCGCUGGUGUUCAGCUACACCGGAGACACUGGAAAGGGUGGAAAUGGGGGCGGUGCCAACUACCUGAUGGUGCAGUACUUCCGGAACUACAUCGUCCGACCGGUGGGAUCUCUAUCCGGGACCAGUACUGUGGAUUCGCUUAGUUCCAGCUUCAUCUGUACGGCUAACGAGGCGAACACGUUGAUUCCACCGCCUUACUCGCGGGCGGCAAGUCCGGACAUGUCGAUGACGACCCGCAACUACCUGGGAAUGCCCAGGUCUGCCUCGCAGCAAGCUUGUACCCUGGAAGGAAUAGGCUCCGGGCAUCGACCAAACUCGGUUCCAAAUUCAAACUACUACGGAGUGGUUGGAGGAUUUAUGGGUAGUCAUGGAUUGGUCAUGAGAUCAUCCGAAAGCACCCAGUUCAACAACAACAGCAAUCCAGGCACCGGCAGCGGGGAAGGACGCAGUGCAUGCGAUGCAAGUGAACAAUCCGGAAGCUCGGCACACAUGUCCGGAUCGCAGAGCGAUCACUACCGUUUCAGUGUACAUAACAGCACCAACAACAACAACAGUGUUGCCAGCGAAGGGUCCAACCCCAUAGGACUGAUCUACUCGCAGCAUCACGCUGCCUCAACGGUUCAAUCAAGCCGGAACAAUUCCCUCGAAGGCAGUCUAGAUGCUGCGGUGCAGCAAGCACCCAGCGAACAGUCCAACACCAUCAACAGCAGUGCAGCUGGCAGCACUGCAAAUCCUAAUGCAACCACGCACAGAAACAGCCUGACCAACGCCAACAUCUACAGCUCGUGCGGAUCGAUCGGCGGAAUCUCGAUUACGAUUCCAGCCAACUCGGAAAGCGAGUACCAGGAUCUGAACGCCCUGCGACGAAGCCUGGAAACGUGCUGCCAGAUCCUGCAGCAGCAGCAGAAGCAAGCGCAGUUCCACGCACACCAGCAGCCUUCCUCCGGUUUCAUGGCGAACAGCGAAGACUCGCCGAUCAACAUCGAGCUGGCGAAGAAGUUCGAAGGCCUUCGGAAUUCCUACAUCGGAUCCAACACGGGCUCAAACGUGUCCAGUUUGGCAAACCUGGGAACUCCGGACUCGCCACCUCGGGCCACAAGCCCGACGGUCGAGGUUCGUGAACUACUCGAGCAGAUCCGGCAGCUGCAGAACAUCAGUGCGAACAACAGCACUAGCGAAGGCAUCAUCAUCAUCAAUCCACAACUUCCUCCGACGGGAAUCGGUGCCUCCAACAAUUCCAUCAACAACAACAACAGUAGCAACCCGAGCAGUACGGCCACGGCACCUCCAACGAGUCACCUGCGACGACCAUCCUCCCUGAUCAGCAAGAAGAAGUUCUUCUCCAAAGUCCCGUCGCAGGGUUCGGCCUUGGGUGGCAGCAGUGGCAGUUCCAGUGGUGGACGCAAAGCCAUGUACAUCCCGAUUGCCUCCAAUCAAAACAGCGCACCAACGGGACACCGUUCACUGCGGAGUCCGUCAGCGAUUGCCAGUGCUGCGGCGGCUGGGCUUCUGGGUCGAGGACGAAGCCGGUGCAGUUGGAUCUCCAAGUCAGCCCCGACGACUCCGGGUACUGGGCUGCCACCGGGCGGUGGAGCUUCCGGUGUGAUUGGCGACAACAGUCCUCUGCUGUUGAACGAGCAGGAUGAGGACGGAGAGCAGAAUGUGUAGGGGUGCGGUGAGGAGGAUGAGGGGUUCUAGAGAAGCUCAGUUAUCCCGGACUGAGCGAGUGAGCGAAGUGUUAGAAGAGUACAUCUAUUAGGUAAUAUUAGCGUAAGGGGUUUGAAUGGGUUGGGUACGGGUUUGUUCAAGUGUUGCAAGCUUAUUUGGACAAUCAUUUUGUUGGAACUCUUUUGGGGAAUUGGUGCGAAGGUUGGCUCCGGGAGUUUGCUGAAAUGCUAGAAGAAGGCCCAAAAUGAGCCUAAACAAGAAGGAAUGGUUCCGGGAAUUGUGUCAGUAAUUGUAGUCCUCUCCUGUCUCGGGAACAGUAUGGUAGUGAUAUAAUUUCGCUGGAAGUCGGUCGUUCAAAUUGACGGACGAAAACGUCGCAUAGCUAUAGUAGGUACUGGAUGAUGCGGAGAUAGACCUCAAUAUCGAGCAAUUUUCGAGAGGUCAAAUCGACCCAAUUUUUCACACGAAACGAAUAUUUAAUUAUUCAAGUAUUUAGCCACAGACAAACAGACAUAACACAUUGAAUAUUUCUCACUGUAAAACAUCGUCGCUAAAACAUUACCGCCAUCUGUUGAGUACACUGUGGUGGGUAGUACGCUGAACAGAUGGCGAUAGUGUAUAAACGUCAAACGCAAGGGAACUGACUAUGCGCGCCACAGGUGGCGGUACUACCAACUACGAUACUUUUAAAUUGACCGUUAAAUGCUUGUUCGAUGAACAACUUGCUAG
Messenger RNA from Ochlerotatus camptorhynchus, 3759 nucleotides. RefSeq names its product rho GTPase-activating protein gacZ. NCBI's taxonomy places the organism in Eukaryota, Metazoa, Arthropoda, Insecta, Diptera, Culicidae. The coding region runs from base 958 to 3030 and encodes 690 amino acids. The transcript has 4 exons. The record is from RefSeq and is a predicted model, not a curated record. Gene Ontology annotation, cellular component: cytoplasmic vesicle membrane.